This is a messenger RNA of Ixodes scapularis (black-legged tick), 1551 nucleotides long. RefSeq names its product glutathione hydrolase-like YwrD proenzyme. Lineage: Eukaryota; Metazoa; Arthropoda; Arachnida; Ixodida; Ixodidae. The coding region runs from base 1 to 1551 and encodes 516 amino acids. The record is from RefSeq and is a predicted model, not a curated record. The transcript has 9 exons.
AUGGCUGCAGCUCUACACGUGAUUCAGCCUGUGGCGUGUGGAGUUGGAGGAGAUUGCUUCGGUGUUGUGUACGACGCCCGCACCGGUACUGUGCACUGCGUUGAUGGCAGCGGCAGAAGCCCGGAAGCGCUGACGCUGCAACGUUUCCAGUCUGGACAUAGCGGCGACUCAGUGAAGGCCGACUGCAGGGGUGUUCUCGCGACUGUUCCUGGAGUCGUAAAAGCCUGGUUCGAAACGCUCAACUUUUUCGGAAGCGGAAAGUUAACAAUGGCGGAACUGAUGGAACCUGCAAUCCGAUAUGCCGAAGAGGGAUUUCCAGUGGGGUGGUCGAGUGCCGCCUGGUGGGGUGGGGCUAGGCGGAGGCUCGCACAGAUGCACGAAGGAAGCGCGUUCUUAAACGAGGGCGGGAGAACUCCCAAACCAGGAGAUGUCUUCCGCAACGUUCCACUAGCGAGACUACUUAAGAGAGUAGGAAAUGAAGGGCCGGAAGUGUUCUAUUCUGGUGACAUUGCCGAAAGCAUGGUUGAAGCUGUCUCGGCGGCGGGAGGCGUCAUGACCUUGGACGACCUUCAGAUGCAUAUGAACUCCGCUGAGCCAGUUAUUGUGCCAACCAUUUCAACGACGUACCGCGGCAGAACAGUUCACACACCACCCUUACCAAGCCAAGGCGCCAUACUUCUGGAAGGACUUAACAUAAUGGAGGGAUUCGACGUUCAAUCCUUCAAGUCAGAUCCUGGACAGUAUUACCACCUUUUGAUUGAAGCUUUGAGGCUCGCUUUCGUAGAUGGCCUUUCCGUCAUUUCGGACCCCGGUUUUGCCUCUACUGAUAAAAUGAUCAACAAGGAGUAUGGCAGAAAGAAGAGAUGUGCUAUUGACGUGAACAAGGCUAUGGUGUCGUGUGCGCCGGAAGGACUUCCAACUCUCAGGCAGAGAGGCACUGUUACCAUGGCAACAGCCGACGCUCAGGGGAACGCGUGCUGCUUCAUCAGUAGCCUUGGAACCCCUUGCGGUAGCACGAUCGUCAGAAAGCACGGAUUCGCAGUUCAGGCCAGAGCGGAGGGAUUCAACAUGAUUCCAGGCCAUCCAAAUUGUGCAGGGCCAUAUAAAAAACCAUACCACACGUUAAUGCCGGUCAUCAUGACUGACUCAGCAUCCGGAAAACUGUUGGCCGUGAUGGGUUCGCGCGCGGCAGGAGCUCAGGCCCAAACAAUUCUUCAGGUGCUGUUGGCUAUGAUCGAUCUUGGUCUAAAUCCCCAGGAAGCUGUUGACAUGCCACGAAUAAAGAUUGGUGGAACCCGCAGCACACAUCCAGAUGACCCAAUUUUGAUUGAAGAGGAGAUGAGUACAGCAGCGAUCAAGAGUCUGACAGAGAAGGGUCACACCAUCGGAGAAACUCUCAAGCGUCUUGGAAGAUCAAACACGGGCCAAGUGCACGUGAUUGCGAAGGGAAACUGGUGGGAUAUCGGUGCCUCCCAAGGCCGGGUGGACAACUGUGACGUGCUGUGGACUGGAACUGACUACCGGUGCGACGGCAAAGCUAUGACGUACUAG